Molecule: messenger RNA, 966 nt
Organism: Rhizopus microsporus ATCC 52813
Lineage: Eukaryota; Fungi; Mucoromycota; Mucoromycetes; Mucorales; Rhizopodaceae
Exons: 2
Coding region: 1-966 (321 amino acids)
Biological process (GO): vesicle fusion; exocytosis
Cellular component (GO): plasma membrane; SNARE complex
Molecular function (GO): SNAP receptor activity; syntaxin binding
Source: RefSeq, a predicted model, not a curated record
AUGUUUUGGAAAAAGAAGGAUAAAGCCAAGGAAGAGUCAACGAACCCAUUUGACACCAGUUCUGUAGCCUCUUCUCCUGCUCCCUCUUAUUCUUCCACCCCCUCUGCUGCUCCUUCUUAUAGUUCUGCACCACCAUCAGACUAUAGUCGAACAAACAGUAACAGAGAUGAAUUAUUUGCUGGAGCACGAAACAACAAUUAUAGCCAAGAUGCCUACUCAUCUUCAAGAUUGGGACAAAAUAACCGAGAGCAGCUUUAUGAUGAAGAACAAGAUGAAGAAGUUGAAGUGGCUGGUUUAAAGCAGAAAAUAAAGAAUGUCAAACAAGACAGCUUGGCCAGUACCCGUGCUGCUUUACAACGACUUCACGAGACAGAAGCUACUGCAGCUAAUACGAUGAACAUGCUUGGAGAACAGUCGACUCAAAUUGCCAAUGUUAACAGACAUUUGGAUAUGUCAAAAGCUUACUCUGACAGAGCAGCUAACCAAGCAGAGGAGCUGAGACAAUUAAAUCGAUCUAUCUUUAUACCUGUUGUGUCUAAUCCAUUCAGAAGAAAGGAAAGAGAGAAGAAAGAGUUAGAGAGACUUCAACAAGAUCAUGCAGAGCACAUGGAAGAAAGAGAUAGGAUCCGUCAAUUUGAAUAUGAAACCAAGGCACGCAUUGAAGAAACGAAUAGAGCGAAUGAAGGCCAAAAGAAUAUUAGAUCUGCAGGUCGUAGAGGACGUAGUGAAGCAGAUCGUCGACGAUAUCAAUUUGAAGCUGACUCGGAAGAUGAUGCCAUUGAAGAUGAAAUUGACCAGAAUCUUGAUUUAAUGGGAGACGCUCUUGCAGGAUUGAAGAAUAUGGCCAUCACAAUGAAUACUACGCUUGAUGAUCAGAAUAAGCAACUGGGAAGAACAAUUGACAAGGUGGAUCCAUUAAGCAGAAACUUGAUUAAGACAACCGACAAAUUAAAUAGAACAAGGUAA